AUGGCUGAUGGUUUCUUUUCCUUCACACCAUUUGAUUUCAGUGGCUCACAACCAGGUACUUUCUUCCCCUCUAAUGGCGGCGUACACGAGAAACAGGAGACAGAGCAACGAGGGAAAGAAGAUGAUUGUCCAUUUAGAAUGGAUGAGUUUGGAGAUUUCAACUUUCCUUCAGCAAAUCAAUUUGGCUUCUACCAACAAGACAUUUCCAAGAUUGGAGAUCAAACAAACUAUGAACACCCCAACACAGAUUGUCUUAUUUUCGACGAAUUGCUGUUCGGUAACGAUUUUAACAUUUCCGAAUUAAUUCAGGAGAAAUCGAAGAUAUCGGAAAGCCUGGCUGCAGAUUCUAUUAGUUUCAACUCCAAUAAACAAGUUUCGAAUCCAUGUUUAGAUUCUUUGCAGCUGCUAAACAGUUAUGGUACUAAAGUCAAGAGGAUGAAUGGGGAAAAUCUUAACAAAAGAGGCGAUGAAGUCAAUGAAGAGAACAAAACAUUGUCAACUGAAGAGAUAUUAAGGGUAGCUGGAGCAAGAUAUGUUCACUUCUUUCCUGAGGGGCAUGAUGACUUUUACAUGCUGACGCAUCCGUGUGAUUUCGCUCUCUCUGGUUUGUCGAAGGACGAGAGAGAAGAUGUUGAGCUUGCCCAUGUCCUCUUUGCUGCAGCUGAAAAAGUAGGCUACCAGCAAUUCGACCGAGGGAGCCGGCUGCUUCAACGCUGUGAAUGGACUGCAUCUCCCUACGGCAACGCAAUCCAACGGGUCGUUUAUUACUUUGCAAAAGCUCUUAGGAAAAAAAUCGAAAGAGAAACUGGAAGGGAAGCAAUUAAGGAGCAACAAGAAGAGGAAAUCAACCUCGAUACACUUAGAACAUGCAUGAAACUUCCUUUUCAGCAAGUGAUGCAUCUUACUGCUGUUCAAGCAAUAUUUGAACAUGUAAAACUGAUCAACAAAAUCCAUUUGAUAGAUCUUGAAAUCAGAAGUGGAGUUCAUUGGUCAGCUUUUAUGCAAUCACUUGUAGAUUUGAAGGAACUUCCCAUUAAGCUUCUUAAGAUCACUGCUGUUGUAACAGACAAAUAUCAAUUGAUAGAUCAGGUAGGAAAGUGGUUGGAAAAUGUUGCUGAGUCUCUAAACAUACCUUUCUCAUUCAAAGUAAUCUUCGUAUCAGAUAUGAUAGAGAUAAAAGAAGAACUCUUUGAAACAGAAGAUGAUGAAAUGGUGGCAAUCUACUGCCCCUUAGUUUUGAGAAACAUGAUCUCAAGGCCUUCUAGUUUGGAGAAUCUGAUGAAAGUAAUUCGAAAUCUAAACCCAUCGAUAAUGGUAGUUUCCGAAAUUGAGGCAAACUACAACCUACCAUCAUUUGUGAAUCGCUUCAUCGAAGUGUUGUUUUUUACUGCUUCGUUCUUUGACUGCUUGAAAACUUGCAUUGAAGAGGAUGAUGAAGACAGCAGAAGAAAGAUAGAAGGCUUGUGCGGUAAAGGGGUUGAAAACGCCCUUGCAUCGGAAGGGAGCGAUCGGGUUGUGAGGAGUGUGAAGAUAGAGGUGUGGAGGGCAUUCUUUGCAAGGUUUAGAAUGGAAGAAAUGGAAUUCAGUGACUUAUGUUUGAGCCAAGCUAAGUUGGUAUCUAAGGGGUUUGCUUAUGGGAAGUUUUGUAGUUUGGAAAAGAAUGAGAAAUGUUUGAUUGUUGGUUGGAAGGAAACUCCAAUUAUCUCUGUUUCAGCUUGGCAGUUUCUUUGA
Cucumis sativus (cucumber) is the source of this 1731-nucleotide messenger RNA. RefSeq names its product DELLA protein RGL2. Gene Ontology annotation, cellular component: nucleus. The transcript has a single exon. Gene Ontology annotation, molecular function: sequence-specific DNA binding; DNA-binding transcription factor activity. Gene Ontology annotation, biological process: regulation of DNA-templated transcription. The coding region runs from base 1 to 1731 and encodes 576 amino acids. NCBI's taxonomy places the organism in Eukaryota, Viridiplantae, Streptophyta, Magnoliopsida, Cucurbitales, Cucurbitaceae. The record is from RefSeq and is a predicted model, not a curated record.